CAUCUCGCCAUUUCACACCUCCAACAGCAAACAUCCCACUAUGCGUCUCCUCCGCCCCCUCCUCCGCAGGAAACCUCUCCCUCUAUCUCGCCUCCAUAGCACCGCUAGCAACACGCCCCCGACACCUACACCCACACCCACCCCAACACCAACGUCCAACACAACGCAUUUCGGGUUCAAGACUGUGCGAGAGGAUGAAAAGGAGUCGCUAGUCGGCCAAGUUUUUGGUAAUGUGGCAUCGUCAUAUGAUCUCAUGAACGAUGUCAUGAGCGGUGGAGUCCACCGGUUAUGGAAAGAUCAUUUCAUUCGUACACUGGCUCCAGGUCCUACUACCAAAUUACUCGAUGUCGCUGGCGGAACAGGCGACAUUGCAUUCCGCUUCCUUGAUUACAUUUCCGCUACACACCCUAACCCCUCCCCUCACGUUACUCUCCUCGAUAUCAACCCCGCCAUGCUUGCUGUCGGCCAGCAACGGGCCCAACAGCUCGGACAUACGAAUAUUGCGUUUACGGAAGGCAAUGCAGAGCGACUAGAGGGAAUUGAAGAUGCGAGUGUGGAUGCUUAUACCAUUGCGUUUGGGAUACGGAAUUGUACCCAUGUCGAUCGUGUCUUGCGUGAGGCUUAUCGGGUGUUGAAACCUGGUGGGCGGUUCAUGUGUUUGGAGUUUGGGAGUGUGGAGAAUCCUGUUGUUGCAAGAAUGUACGAUCUUUACUCGUUCCAUCUCAUUCCAACCAUGGGGGGUCUCAUUGCAAAUGAUAGAGAGUCCUACCAGUACCUAGUCGAGUCCAUUCGGAAAUUCCCUCCUCAACCCGUUUUUGCAGACAUGAUUAAAGAAGCGGGGUUUAAAGUCGUUGGCAAGGGGUGGGAGGAUCUGACCUUUGGUGUUGCGGCCAUACAUUCCGGGUUUAAAUUGUAAAGUGUUCAUACAUACAUGUAGUUUCACCAUAUUAUCUACACAAAAGACUAGUACACAUCCUUCAACUCAUAAUAUUGUCUAAACAAAUGUUCAUUCCUUAGUUUUGUUUCUGAUACGACGUAAUAGACAUGUAAG
This is a messenger RNA of Spizellomyces punctatus DAOM BR117, 1051 nucleotides long. RefSeq names its product ubiquinone/menaquinone biosynthesis methyltransferase. Gene Ontology annotation, biological process: ubiquinone biosynthetic process. The transcript has 4 exons. Gene Ontology annotation, molecular function: methyltransferase activity. The coding region runs from base 41 to 916 and encodes 291 amino acids. The record is from RefSeq and is a predicted model, not a curated record. Lineage: Eukaryota; Fungi; Chytridiomycota; Chytridiomycetes; Spizellomycetales; Spizellomycetaceae.